AAUCUGCUGCUCGUCUGUGCGUUUCUGCUGCCUCUGCAAACACUCGCGCUGCCGCUGCGCAACAGAUCGAGUUUUCCCAGCAAACCUGAGAAACUUCCAGAAACACAGGGUGGUAAUGCCAUGGAAACCAUCACCAUUCCUUCAAUAGCUUCGAGUGCCAGGGCAGGAGAGCGCCGUGCGGUCUGGAGGGCCCUCCUGCAUAAAGGACCUCCGGUGAAACAGACCAACACAUCAGCCAAUCAAAACAGGGAACAUUUCCGGGAACGUCGGCAUGUCCUCAGAGGGUCACGAAGUCACCUGCAGGGUCAGCUGAUGCGUGUGGGAUGCGUCCUCGGCACAUGCCAGGUACAAAACCUCAGCCACCGUCUCUAUCAGCUGAAUGGCCAAAGCGGACGGCAAGACGUGCCAAUCAAUCCCAGAAGUCCACAUAGUUAUGGAUAAGACUAUGAAUGACCACACAGUAAAAACCUAUCCAAAAAUGUGACUUCAGAAGACCACCGACACACCAGCAGGCAACCAAUCAACAACUGGCGUAAUCAAUUUACAGGCGUCCUGUUAUGAGAAAUCGAAUUCUCUUGAUCUUUUGAAAUAAAGGAGUCAUUCAAGUCUUACUGCAACUUUAAGAACUCUAAACUUCUUUCAACAAACAUUUAUUGAAACAAAAACAACUCGCUAUGAAUGUCUGCAACUUUUGAUGUCAUCUAACAUUAACAUACAGUAUGAUCGCCAACGUUAACCUGCAAGCUUCGAUUUAAAUGUUCAGAAACUUGGCCUGGCCUUUCAUACAGAGUAGUAAGGAGGAUGUGAGAUAUUACUCCUAAACACCAGAGGAAAUCACGAGAAGUGUAAAAAAUGAGGGAAAGUUUGAGAAACCUGAUUGUGUGUAGCACCCACAGCUCUGCAGAUCUAUCUGACCUGAACAGUCUGAGUUUUCAUUUCAGCAUGGAUUGUUUAAUGAAUCUCUUUAAUGUCUUAAAGCAACUUUGGAGCCAACAGAAAACACUACAAAAAACAAACAACAACAACAACAACUUAGUGGAUCUCAGGGAAUAAAAUAAAACUGUAAACAUUAUAUGUCCCCCUUUAACAAUCAAUUGUCCUUUUUCGUUCCAUUCUGUAAUGAAGUGACUUGAACCUUCAUUAUCUUUACAGUAAUCCCACACUGUCUCUCGCUCUCUAAGCCAGGACAAAUUGCCCUUGACUGAGCCAUGUAAAGCCGAACAGAGCUUCAAUGUGAACAUCUUAAGAGUAAACAUCCUGUAUUUGGACACUUAAGCUGUACUUAUUUAUGAAUCUAACUACAUUAGAUAAAAUAUUAAACCAAGUGGCGUUUAUUUAAAAGAAUGAUAGCACAAAAUGUUUGUUAGGUUUCAAAUGAUAAAAAACAACAACUCUGAAUUGAAAACAAAAUGUUUUUGAAUUAUCUAAUUCAAUGAUUAUUGGUCAUGUCACAAUGAUGUUAAUCCUGAUACAGUACGUUGCAUCUAAAAGCCCCAUAUUUGUGGAAAUAUGUGGAAAUCAGAGGGAUAUUUUUUCAGUGAAUAACAAAGUUUUAUCAAAGUUGUUUAAAAUUGCAAAAAUGCUCCAAAAAUUCAGUAUUUUCUUGCAGAUACCAUUCGGUUUGAUAUUUUGUCAUCUUAACAGUAGCUGUUUUUAAAUAGGUUUCCAGAGCUCUCCUCCCAUCAGCCAUUGGCUGGACAAACAGAUAGUCCUGCCCCAAACUCACUGAGUUGGCUGAGCCAACAUCAACUUUUUGGGCCGCUCAGACCAACAGAGUAAUGUUACAAGCGUCAGACUCGCACUGUUUACACUCUUCGGGGAAAUGAAAGUCUUACUUAUAGCCGUCUCUGCACUUUACACUAGGAUUGGAGAAAGUAUUUUCACUUCGAAAAAUUACACACAGCCACUUUAAGUGUCCACAUACCUUUUGGGACCACUGUAUAUUCUCAUUUUAACUUUUAAAAUGUCAAAUCUUCAUCCAUAAAGCUCUUAAACUUUCAACACUGUCUGAUCGUGUAUGUUGCACAUGCCAGUCUCACAACAUAAAAAUCACAAAUACAAAUAAAACAUGGGCAACAAAUAUAAACAAUUCUCUGGCCAAACAAAAACACACACACAUAUUCACACACUCAUACGCACACCUUCAGUUUGUCAUAGUGUGUCAGUGGUGGAAUGUCUGCUAUCCUUAUGUUCACAUAUAGGUCAAAUGUUUCUAUUAAACAAAGCACUUUAAAAGCAACAUGAUCAAUCACCUUUAAUGCCAUUGACUUGAAUGGAAGAGAUGUUAUUUAAUUCUAAGUUAACAAAAGCUUGUGUAAAUAUUUUGCAAGUGUAUAAUGACGGAGUGUUUGUAGUUAUGUGCCAGUGCUGUGCAUUUUAAUAUGAUUAAGCUGUUUCAAUA
Messenger RNA from Onychostoma macrolepis, 2401 nucleotides. RefSeq names its product adrenomedullin 2b (gene adm2b). NCBI's taxonomy places the organism in Eukaryota, Metazoa, Chordata, Actinopteri, Cypriniformes, Cyprinidae. Gene Ontology annotation, cellular component: extracellular region. Gene Ontology annotation, molecular function: hormone activity. The record is from RefSeq and is a predicted model, not a curated record. The annotation marks the transcript as partial. The transcript is spliced from 2 exons. Gene Ontology annotation, biological process: adenylate cyclase-activating G protein-coupled receptor signaling pathway; regulation of systemic arterial blood pressure; positive regulation of heart rate.